UUGACGCAUUUUUUGCAGUUUCUUUGAUUUUUGGAAGAUUUUUGAAACGUGAUCGAUACAUAGAUGAUGUGAACGAGAUCGGCGGGGGGUUUCCGUGCGCCCUCUCGGGGUGUGAGUGAAAGUGUGAAUGGGCUUCAGUUUGUGAUGAACCCGGGAUCCCGGGACGAAUUACGAUGGAAGAAAUCAUUUUGAGUGAGAAACCUCCGAAACCCGCCAAAGAUGAACCCGAGAGAGUCAGUCGCCCCAGGACACCCAAGUCUUACUGGUACCGCUAUCAUCAAGAAAAAGCCAGGGAUGAAAUCCGCAAAAACGCCAAGAAAGUUUCCUCAUCGCAAAUGCAACACAUUAAGGACGCUGUGGAGCAGAAAAGGGCGAGACAAAAGUCCAAGAAUCUUGACCAAACUUCUGAUACCCUGGUAGCUAAUAAAAGACCAGACAGGGAAUGCGAAGAUGAGAAGCCGACAUUCGACGGUAAACACGACCAGCAAAGAAGCAGCUCCUCUGGAAACGCGAAAUUCAUCAAUCACAUGUUCACGAUAUUGGAUGGGGAAUACGUUGGUCUGAGGCUAGCUCUGAAGAGACGCAGUUGGUUGGAAGUGCCUCAUUUCAUGAACAAGAAUUCAGAAAUGUCGCUGGAUGCCCUGGAAAACCUUGUCUACCGGUCACUUCGAUCAAACCGCGUGCCCACUUUCAUCUGGACAAAUUCCAAAGAUCUCGUCAGAUCCCUGCAUCGAAAUCAAAUCGUAUCCAAGUUCCCGACGUCCACAUUCACUACGAAGGUGGGAUUGUGCAAGUGUCUUCAGGAUGUUCACUGGGUUUUGAGUGAGCCCUGUUUUGGACAGUUCAAGUACUCUGGUGCAGAAGAAUUCUUCCCUCGCUGCUAUAUUAUUGGUGGAUCCGAGGACAAGGAGCCCUUCAUCCGCGAUUACAUGGCAACUGCAUACAUUUCCGUCGUCAAGUGGGUCGUGGAGAAGUAUCAUCCCGGUCCUGUUGGGUCCGGUAUCGAGUCCCCGACCGGAGAAGUUCCUCAUCGGGUGAUUACUGAGGCCCAGGCACGGAUUCGGGAUUUGAUCAAAUCCUGGGACGACGUGGACUGCGCUUAUGGCGACGGGAUCCAGACGAAGAACCCCGAAUUUUUGGAUCAGAGGCAGUUUCUGGCCUUCUUUUACAAGUUGGUUCAUGCGGGGGCCGCGUUGGAGCUGACGGACGAGGAGAAUGUUUUGGCAUUGUACAACGAAUGCUACGAAUUGAUUGAACGAGUGGAAGCGAUUUGGCCCGCGUCCAAAAGCGACGGAGUGACAAACACGUGGAUUGUGAAGCCGGGUGCGAGAUCGCGAGGCCGUGGGAUCCUCGUGUUGAACAAGUUGGACAGCAUUAUGCAAUUCUCG
Molecule: messenger RNA, 1388 nt
Organism: Notodromas monacha
Lineage: Eukaryota; Metazoa; Arthropoda; Ostracoda; Podocopida; Cyprididae
Source: the annotation of a GenBank genome assembly